Molecule: messenger RNA, 1286 nt
Organism: Leptopilina heterotoma
Lineage: Eukaryota; Metazoa; Arthropoda; Insecta; Hymenoptera; Figitidae
Gene: Aos1
Product: SUMO-activating enzyme subunit 1
Exons: 6
Coding region: 111-1109 (332 amino acids)
Biological process (GO): protein sumoylation
Cellular component (GO): SUMO activating enzyme complex; cytoplasm
Molecular function (GO): SUMO activating enzyme activity
Source: RefSeq, a predicted model, not a curated record
UAGACCAGAUCUGUUUAUUGCGUUUAUUGGCGUGGGACCGGUUUAUAACCUUUCCAUUCAGUCUUUUAUGUUUUCAGUGAUAUUAUAAUUAUAAAAUAUAUUACAUUAAAAUGUUUGUAGAAACUCGAAAUAAUUCAGAAUUAACAGAUGCAGAGGCGGAAUUAUAUGAUCGGCAAAUACGUCUUUGGGGACUUGAGUCACAAAAGCGCUUGCGGGCUGCUAAAAUUCUGUUGAUUGGACUAAAUGGUUUCGGCGCAGAAGUAGCAAAGAAUAUAAUACUUGCUGGCGUGAAAUCUAUAACAUUUCUGGAUCAUAGAUCUGUCAGCCAGAUAGAUAAGUGUUCUCAAUUUCUAGUGUCCGCAAAUCAAGUUGGAGAGAAUAGAGCUGAAGCUUCAUUACAAAGAGCACAAAACUUGAAUCCUAUGGUUUUAGUUACUGCUGACACAAGUAAAGUUGACGAUAAACCCGAUGAGUUUUUCGAGACUUUUGAUGUAGUAUGUGCUUCCGAGUGCACUUUGACUCAAAUUAAGCGCUUGAAUAAAUUGGCUAGGAAGCAAAAUACUAAGUUCUUUGUUGGAGAUGUUUGGGGCACAUUUGGAUAUACAUUCGCUGACUUAGGAACACACGAAUUUGUUGAAGAUAUUGUGCAAAAGAAGAGAGUACAUGUUCCAGAAGGAGGUGAUUCUAGUAUUAAAGACAAAUUCGAAAGUGUCACCACAACUGUUAAAAAAGUUUCAAACUAUGUACCCUUUGAAAAUAUUCUAAAUGUCAAACAAUUGCCAAAAGAAGACAAAGUUUACUACUUGCUGCAAAUACUGCUGAAUUAUCGUGAGAAACAUGGCAGCGAUCCUACUUCGCGAAAUACGUCUUUAAAUCCUCUUAAAGAAGAAUCUGAAGCUGUUAUUGAAACAUACCAACUUGGAGACUCAUUAAAGUCAUUGUUAGAAGGAAAUUUGUACGCACAAGUUAGUCCAGUCUGUGCUAUUCUUGGAGGUGUUAUGGGACAAGAAAUAAUUAAGACUGUCUCUCAAAAAGAAAGUCCUCAUGAUAAUUUAUUUUUAUUUAAUCCUGAUACUAUGUGUGGAAAGAUUCUCAACCUUGGACGAUAAUGUACUUUUAGGAUUUCGUCAUUUUUUCUUACUUUUCAUCUUAAAGUGAAAAAUACUUGCUAAGUCACAAUCAGUUUAUUUUGUUUCAUAUUUGUUUUCAUUGUCAGAAAUUUGCGCAAUAAUUUAAGCUGAUUUUUUGUAAAGUAUAAAGAUUUACAAUAAAUUCUUUUCUGUACA